This is a messenger RNA of Trichoplusia ni (cabbage looper), 1447 nucleotides long. It is a transcript of the gene Sc2, whose product is annotated as probable very-long-chain enoyl-CoA reductase art-1. Bases 246 to 1148 code for a protein of 300 amino acids. Gene Ontology annotation, molecular function: protein binding; oxidoreductase activity, acting on the CH-CH group of donors. Gene Ontology annotation, biological process: very long-chain fatty acid biosynthetic process. Lineage: Eukaryota; Metazoa; Arthropoda; Insecta; Lepidoptera; Noctuidae. The record is from RefSeq and is a predicted model, not a curated record. The transcript is spliced from 5 exons.
UUGUCGGUCUCGGUGUCAUUCUGUCGAUUGUUUGUCGGUGCCCGUAAUCUUUCGCGUAUCGCUAAUCGUACAGAGCGCAUUAUUUAUAGGGCAUCUAGUAUAUCCGUUGAAGGAUUUAGUAAGAUAUCUUUGGGUUUGUUAUAAAAACCUAUAUAUUUCAAUUAAAUUGGAAUUAUCUAGUCAGACUGUUCUUCACUGAGAGUAAUAUUGAUCAGGUUUCUGAAUACUACACAUAAGCCGACAACAUGGAGAUUGAAAUCCUGAAUGCUUCUGGAUCUAAACCUUUGGGGAAGAUAGUCGUCAAUGAAGGUACUACCAUUAAGAAUGUGAAAGACAAGAUUUAUCAGACCGUAAAGAAAUCCUUAGCUCCUAACCGUCAGGCAAUAAGGUUAGAUGCUAAAGGAAAAACUCUAAAGGAUGAAGAAACACUGGGUGCCCUUAAUAUCCGAGAUGGAGCAAAACUAUAUGUCAAAGACCUAGGACCUCAAAUAUCAUGGACUACCGUGUUUCUGGCUGAAUAUGCUGGACCCUUGCUAAUUUAUCUAUGGGUUUACAAAAGACCAUGGAUUCUGUUUGGAACUACAACUGAAGAACCUGGAAUUGUGGCAUCUGUUGCAACAGCAUGCUGGUCCUUCCACUAUGCCAAGCGGUUGCUGGAGACCAUAUUUGUCCACAAGUUCUCUCAUGGCACUAUGCCUUUACGCAACCUCUUCAGGAACUGUGCUUACUACUGGCUGUUUACUUUGUAUGUUGCUUACCACAUCAACCAUCCCCUUUACACUCCGCCUUGCAACACCUGCUUCUACGUAGGACUCUGUGGAUUUAUCUUUUGUGAGCUGGGUAACUUGAGCACCCAUAUACUGCUGUCCAACCUGCGUCCGCCUGGCACCAAAGUGAGGAAGAUCCCGAUGCCCGACAACAACCCCUUCUCUCAGCUCUUCAACUUGGUCUCCUGUCCAAACUACACUUACGAGAUCGGGUCAUGGCUAUUCUUCACUAUCAUGACCAAAUGUGCUCCAGCUGGUUUGUUUGCUGCCGCCGGUUGCUAUCAGAUGUCCGUUUGGGCGAUUCUCAAGCACAAAAACUACCAGAAGGAAUUCAGCAACUACCCCAAGGGACGUAAAGCAAUCUUGCCUUUUAUUCUUUAAAUACUCAAUUAUUAUAACUUAUGAGCGACUGCUCGAUACUAGACGAGGGAUCUUAGUCACAAUAUUCCACAUCUUAGUUUAAUGGUCUGGUGUUAGAUUGGGAUCAAAUGGGUGAUGGCUUGUAUUUAUAGCAUGAAAUGGAUGUUUUAGUUAAGAAAUAUUAAUUAAUUACACUUCGAAAAAAAAAUGUUUUCUGUUAUAAAAUAUGGUUAAUUUAGUUCUAUCUAAUGUUAUUAUUUAAGACGACGCAAUAACAAACUUUAUGUUUGUCUAAUAAAAGAUUUUAUAGAAUAUCCUCA